This is a messenger RNA of Formica exsecta, 1584 nucleotides long. RefSeq names its product probable methyltransferase-like protein 15 homolog. Lineage: Eukaryota; Metazoa; Arthropoda; Insecta; Hymenoptera; Formicidae. The transcript is spliced from 2 exons. Gene Ontology annotation, biological process: rRNA base methylation. The coding region runs from base 443 to 1564 and encodes 373 amino acids. Gene Ontology annotation, molecular function: rRNA (cytosine-N4-)-methyltransferase activity. The record is from RefSeq and is a predicted model, not a curated record.
UUGCUUGGUAAAGGAGGUUGCAGUAAAAAUUUUACUAUCAAAUCGUGAUAAUGUCGUAUCGUAUGAGUUUCUGUGAACAACAUCAUGGCUGGUAAUUACAAAAGUUUUAUGAAAUUAUUAGAAUCGUGGCCACUGGAUAAAACCAAAGUGGGCAGCGAUUUGGGACAACACAUUCGUGACCAAUUAAAGAUUGCCUUUGCAAAGGGUGAUGCAGCUAAUCAACCAAAUGUGGAACAGUGUAAUCGAUAUUAUUCAAGUUUGAAAAGAAUUUCAUCAAAUCAUUAUGGGCAACUUUAUAAACGCUCCUUGUUAAGCACUGCGAGUGGAUUGAAUAGAGAGCAGUGUAACUUGGCGCUGACGCCAGAAAUGUUAGAUUAUUUGAAGGAAGAGGAUAAGAAUAUAUUUCGCAGAGUUUAUGGAAAAAUUCGAAAUAUUAUAAGAUAUGAUAAAGUUUAGAUAUUUUGUAGAUAAGUUUAGUAAGAACAGAUGUGUUUUUAACAAAAAUGUUGCAUUACUGUCAAAAAUAGAUUUACUGCGUUUAGUUAAUGCAAGACAAUAUAGCGAUGUCUACCAUGACAAAUAUUUGCCUAUUAUGGCACAGGAAGUAUUAACAUAUAUGGACUUAUCACCAGGCAGGACAUACGUAGAUAUGACAUUUGGUGCUGGUGGGCAUACCACUAAAUUUUUAGAACAUUUACCUGAUAUAAAAAUAUUUGCAUUAGACAGAGAUCCUGUAGCAUAUAAAUAUGCGCAAGAGUUAUCGCAGAAAUAUCCAGGGAAAGUAAUUCCUUUGUUAGGUAGAUUUUCCGAAUUACCACAGUUACUUAAACAGUAUAAUAUUGAAAGAAAUAGUAUAGAUGGCUUUUUGUUUGACUUUGGUUGUUCAUCAAUGCAAGUUGAAGAUGCGAAUAGAGGUUUUUCUUUGUUGAAGAACGGACCGUUAGAUAUGAGAAUGAACAGGUGUUUGAAACAACCUACUGCUGCGGAUGUGUUAGAUAGAGCGACAGAGGAGGAUUUGGCUCGCAUCAUAAAAUUUUAUGGGCAAGAAAAGCAUGCUAAGAAAAUUGCGCGUGCCAUUAUUGAAGCUAGAUAUAUGUUUAGGAAAUUAGAAACAACACAGGAACUGGUUCAGUUGAUUCAAUCUGUUCUAGAUGAUGAAAUUAAGAUAGACAGUCUCGACAGAUAUCCGCAUAGUGCCGUAAAAACAUUUCAAGCGCUUAGAAUUUUUGUCAAUAAUGAAUUAAAUGAAAUCAAUUAUGGUAUACUUCUUGCGAAUAUAUACUUAAAAUUAUCCGGUCGUUUAAUAACUAUCUCUUUUAACUCACUCGAAGAUACUAUAGUCAAAAGACAUCUCUGUGGAAAUAUAACAGAUAAUGUCGCUAAUACUGUUGCAUUAAAGUAUGCGCAUUAUGGUAAAGUGUUUAAUACAGGUGAAUUUGAAAUAUUGACAGAGACACCAUGGAAAAUGAUGCAUAAAAAUGUUCUAACAUCUACAAAUGAGGAAAUUAAAAUAAAUCCGAGAUCGCGAUCGGCGAAAUUGCGUGCUAUUAUGAAAGUGAAAUAAAUCUGUUUUAUGUAUUAAAA